Molecule: messenger RNA, 1107 nt
Organism: Durusdinium trenchii
Lineage: Eukaryota; Dinophyceae; Suessiales; Symbiodiniaceae
Source: the annotation of a GenBank genome assembly
AUGGUUGCCCUGCUUUGGCGAGCCCCCAGCUCCAAGCCACGAAGCUCCGACGUGCACGCGGGCGAAGCUCGGCGGCGCCCAGGCGUCACGGCCCUCAUCGCGGCCGCGGUGAACGGCCGCGGCGACGUGGUGACGCUUCUCAUCGCGGAGAACGCCGAUGUCGACGCCAGAGGCAACAGCGGCGGAACGGCCCUCAUAAGGGCCGCGGACAACGGCCACAGCGACGUCGUCCACAGGCUCCUCGCCGCGAAGGCCGACGUGGCAGCCGCGAACAACAACCGCGACACAGCGCUUCACGCGGCUGCCAUCUGUGGCCACGCCAAUUGCGUGGAACCGCUGGUGGCUGCUGGUGCACCGCUUGACGCCAAGAACAAUGAUGGAAGGACACCUCUGGAGGCUGCAGAAAAAGAGAACAAACAGAUCACGGUGGCAGCGCUGAAGAGGGCCGCGGAAAAAAAACGGAAAGACCUGGAGGCGGCGGCGGCAACGUUGCGGCAGCAAGAGAUGGCUGCCUUGGAGGCACAGAUCUUGAAGUGGCAAAAGAGCGGCAAAGCACCGUUGCCCAUGGUGCGUCUAUGCUUUGUGGGACGUGGACAUGCCGGUAAGACCACGACCUUGAGGCGCUUAAAAGGAGAAGAUGUGAAAGAGGGCGAAGAAUUCUCUACCUAUGGUAUUGAAGUUUGGGCUUGCGAGAGAUCAGAAGGACUUGAUGCCCGUGAUGAUGCUUGGAAGCAAUGCAAAGGAAACCUUCUGGAUGAUUGCGUAGCGAGGAGCUUCCAGGGCAGACGCACCGAUAUUAGCAACGAGGGAACAACUGGAGAUGAAGCUCGAAGUCGGUCAAAGGAGGAAGCGCCUGACCCAAGACAUGAAAUAUCUCAAAGUGGCAAGCCGGAGGAGGGGCCUCAGGGUGGCAAGAAGGAAGACCUUAAGGAACAUGUCAAUAGAGUGAGUGGAGGCGAGGCCCGAACUGCAUCUGAGGGCCUUCAGAAUGAAGGUCAAGAAGAUAGGGGUCCUAUACUGGCACGGCAAAUGGGUGUUGAGCUGGUGCUCAACGCAUCAGAUGCCAACAUUGCACCACGUCUACAAUGCUUCGAUUUUCCGGGGUAG